Messenger RNA from Labeo rohita (rohu), 2729 nucleotides. RefSeq names its product protein-glutamine gamma-glutamyltransferase K-like. The coding region runs from base 18 to 2582 and encodes 854 amino acids. NCBI's taxonomy places the organism in Eukaryota, Metazoa, Chordata, Actinopteri, Cypriniformes, Cyprinidae. The transcript is spliced from 14 exons. Gene Ontology annotation, molecular function: protein-glutamine gamma-glutamyltransferase activity. Gene Ontology annotation, biological process: peptide cross-linking. The record is from RefSeq and is a predicted model, not a curated record.
AGUGCUGCAGUGAAAAGAUGAGCUGGUUAAAGCAGGACUUAGUGUUCACUUGCUUCAGUAAUUCAAGUUCUCACUUCAGUUACUUGUUACAAACAAGGACAAGGACUAAAAACAUGAUGCCUUUUGUCAGCAACCCAUGCAAAAGCCUCUGCACUGUCGGCCGUUUCCCAGUUAUUAAACUGCAGGGAGAGAACAGCUGCAAAGGAGAAUGCCACGCACCGGUUUAUACCAACUCAUGUGCAAACCCAUGUGCUAACCCGUGCACAAACCCAUCUGCAAACCCCUGGGCAAAUGCUUACGUGAACCCAUACGUAAACCCUUGUGUGAACCCAUGCAUUAACCCUUGCACUUCUCCAUAUUCUACUGCAUACUCUAGUCCAUGCUCUGUACCAUGUGCUACUCCAUAUGCUAAUCCUUAUGGCUUUAUCACUCCAUGCCAUGAUUAUGAGAAAAAGGGUGUUGUCAUUAAAGAAUACGUGGAUGAUUGCACGAGCAAGCGAGUUUGUGGAGCCGACGACGCUGUCCUCCGGGUGUCUAAAGUCGACCUGCUCAAGUGCAGGACUGGACAGAAUCGCCAGGAGCAUCACACCAACUAUUUUCUUGAUGAUCAUCUCAUUGUCCGCAGAGGACAGUGUUUCAAUAUGUGGGUUGAUCUGUGCCGUCCUUUCAAUCCCAGUUGUGACAAGGUUCACCUGGAGCUCAAACUAGGUCACAUCCCAUCCAUCAGGGACGGCACUUUGGUGAUCAUUCCAAUAGUGGAUGAAUUCAAGAAGGACUGCUGGGGGGCAAAGAUUGUGGAACAAGGACAAAACCGAAUCAAACUGUGUGUGAACUCUGUUCCGACUGCUUGCGUUGGACGAUACCAGCUCAAUGUCGUGACACAGUGUCCAGGAGGCAGAUUCACUUUACCUUAUGUUCCUGAAAAUGACAUUUACAUGUUGUUCAACCCCUGGUGUAAAGAUGACUGUGUGUACCUGAGUGAUGAGGCAGAGAGAAUUGAGUAUGUGCUGAAUAACAUGGGCAAACUCUACUAUGGAACUAAGCAGCAGAUUGCCUGCAAAACAUGGAACUUUGGUCAAUUUGAAGAGGGAGUCUUGCCUGCAUGUAUGUAUGUUUUGGAGAAGAGCUGUACCCCUUGCUCAGGAUGGGGAAGCCCAAUUAACAUUUCCAGAGUGGUGUCUGACAUGGUUAUUGCCAAAAAAGAUUGUGGUGUGCUGGUGGGUAACUGGUCAAACUGCUAUGGAGAUGGAAUUGCUCCUACAUCCUGGUGUGGCAGCAGUGCCAUCCUAAAACAAUGGCACAAAUGUGGAGGAAUACCUGUCAAAUAUGGGCAGAGCUUGGCCUUUGCUGGAGUCACCAACACAUUGUUGAGGUGUUUGGGUAUUCCUGUUCGUCCAGUCUCAAACUUCUGUUCAGCUCAUGACACUGAUGUUUGUUUGACAACUGACGUCUACUUGGAUGAGAAAUUUCAGCUGAUUGAUCACAUGAACCGUGAUUCUAUCUGGAACUACCACGUAUGGAAUGAGGCCUGGAUGACUCGGCCAGACCUGCCAACUGGUUUUGGAGGUUGGCAGGUGCUUGAUUCCACCCCUCAACUGACCAGCCAGGGCUUCUUCCGCUGCGGCCCCACCUCUGUUGCUGCGAUCCGGAGUGGACAGACCUUCCUGAAGCAUGAUGUGCCCUUCCUUUUUGCUGAAGUGAACAAUGAUAAAGUUUACUGGCAGAGGAAAUGUGAUGGAACAUUUGGUGUUGUCCACGUUGAGAAGGAUGUAGGAGGUCACUGUAUCAGCACCAAAGCUGUUGGCUCAGAUCAACGUGUAGACAUCACAAACCUCUACAAACACCCACUUGGUUCUUCUGAGAAGUGCACAGCUUUGGAAACAGCCCUUCGUCAUGGCUCCAGGAGAUGCACAUACCCACUGCCCUGUGCUGAAGAUGUUGUCUGUGAGGUCAGCCUGAAAGGGGACGGACCAUGUGUGGGCAAGGAUGCUGUGCUUUGCAUCAAUAUAAAAAACAAAUGCAGCUCACCUCGAAGCGUUACCCUCUACAGCCAGGCUGCAGCUACGUACUACACCGGAGUCAGGAAGAACUUCCUCAAGAGAGACCAGACAUGCAUUGAGCUCAAGCCCUCUGAAUGCAGACCUCUGGACUGGACCCUGACUUAUGACGAAUAUAAAGAUCACCUGGUGGAUCACGCCUCACUGAUGCUCAACCUCUUUGGACAUGUGACUCAGACUAAGCAGGUUCUGGCCACCCAGUACAGCUUCAGACUGCGCACACCAGAUCUUGUUAUCGCUCCUGUAUGUGAUGCAGUCCUGGGUCAAGAAGUGCCAGUGAAAAUAACUUUCCAGAAUCCACUGCCUCAUGUCCUGAAGAACUCUGUAUUCCGCUUUACGGGACUUGGACUGCAGCAUGCCAGAGUUGUCAACUAUGGUGACAUUGCAGGGAAUGCCACAGUGUGCCUGACAGAGAAGUUUAUACCGAAGUGUCAUGGCCCACAGCAACUUCUGGCAUCUUUUGACUGUCCCCAACUCACUCAGGUGCAUGGAUUUGCCAACAUUGUCGUCAGACAGGGCUGUUAAAUAAAUUGCAGUAAAUUGCAAAAUGAAGGAAAGGUUCAUUGGAAGAAAAUGCUUUUGACUAAAUGUUAGUGUGUGUUUCACAUGAUUGAUUUGCAAACUGAAUUAACAAUUUAGAUUGAACGGUAAACCUUGUCAUUAGAAAAGUAA